GACAUUUUGAAGGAAGAAAUAUUAGAAUAUGAUGACUGAUUAACUAUAGAAAAAACUGAGGGUAAAAGUCUACGGUAUCUCCAAGGUUUUAAAUCUGGGAAGUUAAAAGAAUGGUGGAGCUACUGAAAGAAAUAUACACACUCGUAAUACUUUUCAUUUUAGGUAUUUAAGAGAUUAUGGCAUCUGAAACCCACAAUGUUAAAAAACGGAACUUUUAUAAUAAUAUUGAGGAUCAUUCCAUUGAUCGUCCUAGAAAAAGGAUCUCUAAUUUCACUAAUAAGAACAUGAAGGAGGUUAAGAAAUCUCCAAAACAGUUGGCUGCUUACAUAAAUAGAACAGUUGGACACGCUGUUAAAAGCCCAGAUAAACUACGUAAGGUGAUCUACCACAGAAAGAAAGUUCAUUAUCCUUUUCCAAAUUCUUGUUUUAAAAAGAAACAGUCCCCUAGAAGUGGGGGCUGUGACAUGGCAAAUAAAGAAAAUGAACUGGCUUGUGCAGGCCACCUGCCUGAAAAAUUACACCAUGAUAGUCGAACAUAUUUGCUUAACUCCAGUGAUUCUGGUUCUUCACAGACAGAAAGCGCAUCAUCAAAAUACAGUGGUUUUUUUUCUGAGGUUUCUCAGGAUCAUGAAACAAUGGCACAAGUUUUGUUCAGCAGGAAUUUGAGAUUGAAUGUAGCUUUAACUUUCUGGAAAAAGAGAAGUAUAAGUGAACUUGUAGCUUAUUUGGUGAGGAUAGAAGACCUUGGAGUGGUGGUAGAUUGCCUUCCUGUGCUUACCAAUAGUUUACAGGAAGAAAAACAAUACAUCUCACUCGGCUGCUGUGUAGACUUGUUGCCCCUUGUAAAGUCACUACUUAAAAGCAAAUUUGAAGAAUAUAUAAUAGUUGGUUUAAACUGGCUUCAAGCAGUCAUAAAAAGGUGGUGGUCAGAACUCUCGUCCAAAACAGAAAUUAUAAAUGAUGGAAAUAUUCAGAUUUUAAAACAACAAUUAAGCAGAUUGUGGGAACAAGAAAACCAUCUUACUUUGGUUCCAGGAUAUACUGGUAAUAUAGCUAAGUUGCAUUGAAAGACUUCAUCUACUAAAGAGCAUUUGGUUAUUCAAAACAUCCCUGGACUAUAUGAUUUCCAAACAAGUCUCAUUGGAGAACUGUGAACUAUGAAAGAAAUCAAAACCGUUUUCUUCUAAAGCCACAUAUGAAACCAAUAACAAAACCCUAGCAAUCUACUUCACAUUGAAGUGGAAAAAUAUCCGAAAGGAGCAGCUUCAACUUUAAUAAGGUGAAAGUGCACUAUGAAGAUUGUUCACCUUUGCUGCUUUUGGGAUUUACAUGAUUACUUGGCAAGAACUACUGGAUCUUAAUGCAAUCCUUCAUAAGAAUAUACUUUAUACUAUGUGAAAAAAUAAGACAAAACUUAUUACUAGGAAAAGCAAAGACCAAUCAUUACUUUUUUUAAGAUUGUGUUUUAUAAGAAAACACUCAAAUGUGUGCAGCUAUUUUCUUAUGUUGAAAGACUUUAAAAGUUUUAAACAUCCUAGCAAAUAAUUAAUACUAAAAGUUUUUUUGUCCACACUGAAAUACUGUGUAAACAAAAUGCCUUAAUUAUUAAUAAGCCAAUGUAUAUGAUACCAAGAUCUGUUUUUAAAAAAAGUAAAACCAACCAUGCUUCUGGCAUGAAAGUUAUGGAAUUAAAUCAGGGGUUUCCAUUCAUGUGGAAUAUUGUUAAAACUUAUUCCACACCAUCUUUAAAACUUGAGAAUAUGUUUAAUAUCUCUGAAAUCGUUUUGCCAGAAUCGUCAUGUCAUGUAUGUAUGUGUUAUUCUUAUAUAAAAGAAAGAGGUGAAUAUGUAUUUGUAUGUGUGCUUAGUUGGAAAUGUUCAUAGAGUUGGCUAAUUUAUAUUCACUUUCUACUGUAUAUAGAUUUCUAAUAUUUUCAGUUCUGUAUCAUUUAAGCUUCAUUUGAGUAAAUUUACUAAAUAUUUCCAUUUUUUGCUUUUUAAAAAUCUGGUUUUGUAUGAAUUCUAAUUGUUUUUCACUACAUUAUGAUUUAAAGAAUUAUAUACAAUGCUUUAGAAGUGUUUACAGUUAGUGCUGACCUUAUAUUUUGAGUUCCAAUACUUUAUAUUACUACCUCCUCCAAUGGUUGGUAUGAAAUGCCAGCAGACUGUAUGAGGUCUUUUUUUUCUUAAUACCAUUUUUUGGUGUCAAUGACCCCACUUGUGGAAUGUCUUCACAGCUGUACUUUUUAGCCUGUCUUGAGAGUGAUUGGGCUUUAAAUACCACUAUUGGUUCCUACAUCAUCUCAUCUUGAAUGAGCCCGAGCAAAGAUUUUUAGUAUCAAAUUUCUGUGCAGUAAUCCUUCAAGCACUUGAAUGUAAGCCUUUAGCAUUUACCCAAUUAGUGACUACUGAUGUGAAUCCUAAACAAGCAUUUUUAUUGGUUUAAAAAUAUUAAAAAUGUUCUCUUUUACUGAGUUCUCCUUUUGUGUAGCUAUAUUUCAUAUAGCUGUGUAUUCUUCACAGUAGUAAUUGGCUAUUUUCUUAAAUCUUUAGGAUAAUUUCAGAGUACUGCACUCCCGUGAUUUAAGAGUUGAGUUAUUUAAGAACUCAUUUUUCAGGAGGUGGGAAUUUGAAUCGGAAACCUGCGUCAUCUCUGUGAAACCUUAAGAUGAUGAAAUAUAACCUUUCUUUGUUCCUGUUUCUUUAGUUAUCACUUUAUCUAACAGUUUGAACCAGUUAACUCAGAGCAUGGUGCUACUGAGGCUAAGGACAGGAGCUUUACAGGUUCAUUCACUUUACACACAUACACAGAACUAUUCAUAGUUACAGACUGCACCUUUUCUUAGGUAUCUGUCUCACAACUUCAGCUUUUGGUCACAAGGAAGAUGGUGUGUAUACUUAGCAUAAACCCUUCACCUCAAAUAGAAAGAUAUCUCAAAUAAUUGGUAUAUGUAAUACUGUAGACUUUGAAUCUAAUAUUUAAAACAAUAUAAUAUUAAAAAUAAUAUCUAAAAUACUGUGUUAUUAUAAUUUUCUCUGGUAAGAUCAUUGACUAAACAAUAUCUUCUAAAAUUAAACUUCAAUAAAUCAAACUUCAGUAAAAAUUAAGUACAAAUGAAACAUAUUAAGAAAAUGUACUACCUCAUUAACACUGAGUUUUUGUGCCUAACUUUGGGUUUGUUGAAGGAGAGUUGAUACUCCAUUUUAUUUACUUGGAGCUAUAUAAAGCAGCAGUCUUUAGCUCACAAAGAUUAUUCAAUACCACACAUUCCUAAUUCUUGGCCUUUGCAAUUUGCCUUAAUACCUACCUCUCACUGACUGAGUUAUGAUUAGUAUUAGUUGAUUUUAAGAUUCUUGAUAAAAGAUAUUAGAUAAGUAAAUAUUACUGAACACUUCUGUUGCUAUUAAGCUCUUAACAUGCUAUUUAAUCAGAACAGUGUUGAUAUCCAGAAAGAGCCAAAGAAAGUGUUUAUAAAGUAUUUUGGCUGUUGUAUGACCUAGAUUAGGACAAUCGCUGUCUGUCAUCACUCAUUUGUGGCUGUGCUGCUAAGCAGUACACAGAACUGAGGGACUACCCAAGGUUUCUAUGCCUUACUACCGCUUCUACCUUUUAGGUUUUCUGUACUGAACUUUGCUAACUUUGCAAGUCUAAGGACAGUUUAUUGAGGUGAUAGAGGGUUAUAAUCAAGUAAUUUCUUUCUACUAGAAAUAAAGUGAGUGGAUUUUGUAAUAAGUGAUCAUGAUCAGAAAAAGGGUUAAAAGUUAGGAAGCAAGCAUUAUUAGAUGGUUUUAAAAAUUAAUCUUUUGGCAGUAAUUUUAAAGAUAAUUGACAGAUUAUUUACCUGAGUCCUGAGAUGUGAGGAUUUGGAUAUCUGUAUCUACUUUGGAGAAUCAUUAAUGUCAGCACUAAAGUCUAAGGGCAACUGAGGAAUUAAAUCCUUAUCCAUCCCCCUAAACAUAUUUGGUACAUGUCAUAUCCUAACCUUAAAAAUUGGUGUGUGUGUGUGUGUGUGUGUGUGUGUGUGUGUUCAAGGCUAUAUUUUUGGCCUUUGAAAUAGUAAUUUUCUCAAACUUGGAGCAUUUCUACAUUUUGCAAGUUAUUAAUAUAAUUAGUAUUAAUGGAUAACUAAUUUGAGUAAUGAUUAUUACCUAUUAAAUACUGAUAAUAUAAAUCAUGUAAAUGUUUGUUUAGUUAGUUAAAUGAGUCAAGGAAUCUGGAAAAAAAACAACAAAAUUUACGUUAAUAUUUUGUUAGUCAUUCCCAAGUAUCUCUUCAUAUUUAAGAACAAGAUGGUAAUGUCAAUUGCCUUUAUUGACUUAAAGGGGAAAAAUAUAGAAUCACAAGCAGCUGACUCACUGGAGUGGUCCAUUUGGAUGCACUACUACUUAUCUUUCAAUAUAGACUAUUAUUUUCUGGAUUACUUCAGGUGAAAAAAGUAUUACUGGACAUUUGUCGGUAGGUAUUAACUCCUUUUUUCUCCUCAAUUUCCAGUUCUUCUAUCUGUGAAAAUUGUCAUAAAACAACACACUAUUCCCUCUUUUUUAUUCUGUAACAGGAAUAUAGAAUAAAAAGUUCCUCCCUAAA
Molecule: messenger RNA, 4584 nt
Organism: Myotis lucifugus (little brown bat)
Lineage: Eukaryota; Metazoa; Chordata; Mammalia; Chiroptera; Vespertilionidae
Gene: KATNBL1
Product: katanin regulatory subunit B1 like 1
Exons: 10
Coding region: 177-1067 (296 amino acids)
Cellular component (GO): nucleolus
Molecular function (GO): microtubule binding
Source: RefSeq, a predicted model, not a curated record